Molecule: messenger RNA, 417 nt
Organism: Candidozyma auris
Lineage: Eukaryota; Fungi; Ascomycota; Pichiomycetes; Serinales; Metschnikowiaceae
Product: mitochondrial 54S ribosomal protein mL40
Exons: 1
Coding region: 1-417 (138 amino acids)
Biological process (GO): mitochondrial translation
Molecular function (GO): structural constituent of ribosome
Source: RefSeq, a predicted model, not a curated record
AUGCUUUCAAGAAAUGUCGGAGCAGUUAUGAGGCUUUCCUGUCGUGGGAAGGCCACCCAAGUCAACCCAGAAACCCAAAGGGUUGUCAAUCAGCUCUCGGUGUUGUCUGCAUCUAAAAAGCAACCCAAAGUUCUUAAACUAUGUCGGGAGGACCUUAUUAAACAUCAAACCAUCACAAAUGCCUGGAGAUUAUUCAAGCGCAAAAAUUUCGAGAGAAGACAAGCACAGCUCGAAAAGCAGUAUGAGAGCAUAAAAACCGCCAUGACUGAGCUCAAGGAAGUUAGCCCAGAAUUGUUUGAGGCAGCCAACAAGAAAGAACCAGUGAGGUUCCCAGUUGAUUUGAGAAUCCCCACUGAUUACCCACCAAAUAAGCCAUGGCAAACAUACUACACAAAACCUGGAAGUUUGGAGAAGUAG